AGUCUCGGAACUGAACCAAACACUCGUUAGACAUCUAAUCAUCAUUUGUCGCAAUUAUUUAUAUAUACGAGAAAAAAGUUUUUCAAUAUUAUUGUCAUCACUACCGGAGAGAGUGAGUGGAGUGAGUAUAUGUGCUAAAGUGGACAUCACUGAUGCACAUCCCUAUCCCCGUCAGUCGUCAAGUUGUGUCGUGUGUACGCGUGCGACGACAGUCCCCUAAAAUGCAAGACUCGCGCAAACCUGUGGCCAUCGGAGCGGCGACUGUGCCCUUGCCGUCCACCGCAAGGCCCGCCACCGACUUCACCAUCGAUGCCAUUAUGGGUCGUCGCGCCGACACCGACCGCCCGUCCCCGCGGUUAGGCGUCACCGCAGACUGCGUCGGGUCGGACGACUCGUCCCAUCACUCGGCCAAAGCGCUACAAAUGUCGGCAUACCUGAGCUCUUCGGCUACCAGCCCCACCUCAUCCCCCCUUAAAUCGGAGUUCAUAUCAAACUAUAAUUCUUCGCCGCCGUUAUCGCCCGGUUCCGAGUCGGCCGACCUGUCGCUCAACCAUCACAUCCGACCGCCGAGCUCUUCGUCGUCCGUCGGUCGCGAGAGUCGGUGUUCGGCGGCGACGACCACAGGAGACCGAUCUCUGUCUGAGUCGCCGUCGUGUCGGUCGCCGUCGCCCACGUCGUCCGUCAAAGAGAAUGGUCGGGCGGACGGAAAAUCAGAGCCCAACCCCUGUUCAGAGGACAACUUUGGGUUCACGUUGACAGGACUCGACCUUUCCCAACUGACAGCCGAGCUCUUAUUCCUUGAGACCCUGGCCAAGGUGCUCAACCCGUGGCUUUACUAA
This is a messenger RNA of Oppiella nova, 839 nucleotides long. The record is from the annotation of a GenBank genome assembly. Lineage: Eukaryota; Metazoa; Arthropoda; Arachnida; Sarcoptiformes; Oppiidae.